AGAGGGCUGAGCCCAGGCUCCAUGACCCAGGUGUACGGUUGCAGCCCAGCACCUUUGCUUGCUUUCUUCACCAUUUAAGGAUGAGGAAAGCAGCUGCUCAGGGCCCAGCGAAUUACCUGGGAGUGAUUUGUUUUUGCUGUGAAUGCCUAUGCCCUCACCACACAAACAAGCUCCUGAAGAAAGGAGGGUACAGAGAGAGGGAGAAGAAAAAAAAAAAAGAAGCCAACAGGUUGAUCUGGAUUACAUCAACGGUUACACCCUCCUCCGUUUAAUGAACAUAGGAGAACAGGUGCUUGUAAUUUAUUAGCCAACCCACGAGCUGAGGAGACAGGAAUUAGCCGCCCAAGCUGCUCAGCGUGCCACUGCUCUCCUUCCCUUUGAGGCAGCAGCAGCGAGAAAACUUCUUUUUUUUUUUUUUCUUUCCCUACCUCUUUUCUCCUCCCCUAAAGCUGCAGAGCCACGAGCUGAGCAUGACUAACCCCUGCAAAGCCUUCAGCAGUGGUUCCCUCUGCUCCUGGGAGGCAUCGGGGAGGAUGAGCCGAGGGAGAGCAGCUGGCACGUCCCCGGAGCGCCUGGGCCGCUGCAGUCCCAGCAGUGUGACCAGCCCCAGCUGUGGGGCCCUCCAUGGAGAUGGUGGGUACCAGAGCUCCUCUUACCUCUCCAUCAACGGCACGUUCCUGCCUCCUGUGCAUCUCGACAUUGACACCGACUUCCAGGCUGUGCGGGAGCAGGAGAAGGAGGACAUCAAGCUGCUCAACAACCAGUUCGUGACCCUGAUUGAGAAGGUCCAGUGCUUGGAGCAACAGAACAAGAUCCUGACGACACGGUGGAACUUCCUGAAGGAUCAAGACAAUUCCCACUCUGAAUCAGACAUGAAGGCCAUCUACGAUCAGUACAUGAGCAAAAUGAAUCAAGAGAUGCAGGCACUCAACUACGAGCAGGAGAAUCUCGAGUCGGAGUUGACGGAGGUCCUGAGCACCAUGGAUAGCUUCCGAAGCAAAUACGAGGAUGAGAUUCGCCUCUGCAGUGGCAUGGAAUACACCUUCAUGGAGCUCAAGAAGGAUUUAGAUGCCAGUACCUUGCAUAGAACGGAGCUGGAGGUGAAACUCAGCGGGCUCCAAGAGCUGAUGGACCUGAAGAAAACCAUCUACGAGCAGGAACUCGAGGAGCUGCUGACAGAAAUUAAGGACAUUUCUGUUGUACUGGGAAUUGACAACACGUGCAAGCUUGACCUGAGCAGAAUUGUGGAAGAAGUGAGGGCUCAGUACGAAGCCCUGGCUCUUCGGAGCUGGGAGGAGGCUGAAGCACUUACCAGGAGAAAGCUGAAUGAAGGGAACAGCCAGUCAGCCACCUACGGGGGUCACCUCCUUGACAGCCGACGGGAGAUUGCAGACCUGAACAUCCAAAUCCAGAAGCUCAGGUCCUGCAUUGUGUCCCAAAAAAGCCAGUGCCUGUACUUAGAGGAGAAUAUCAAAGAAGCAGGAGAGCAUGGUGAGACAGCCCUCAAGGAUGCCAAAGCCAAACUGGUCAAGCUAGAAGAAGCCCUACAAAAGAGCAAGGAGGAUAUGGCUCACCUAGUGAAAGAGUAUCAGGAGCUGAUGAACAUCAAGCUGGCCCUGGACUUGGAGAUCCUCACUUACAGGAAGCUGGUGGAAGGAGAGGAAAGCAGCAUGGAGUCACCAAUACCCACAGUCAUCAGCUCCGUCCACUCCAGACCAAAGCACCAAGUUUCUGCCAGCACCUUAAGGAACUCCAAGCUGUUUGCCAGGGGAACAGCCAAUGUCAACGGUGAGAUGAAGCUGAACGGAGGCAGCACAAAGACUCUGCUCUCCAGAAGCCACAGCGACAACCUGGCAACACCUGAAGCAGAUCCCUACACCUGCAAUGCUCGGCCAAAGCUCAGCCCCCUGCCCACAGAAGAAUGCUCCUAGGAGAAAUGGAGCCCCACAGUACAAACCAGACCCACUGGCACCUGUAGGCAAACGAGGCCACGGCACUUUCUCCUGAACUCAAGCCAACGUCCAAGGGCUGAAGGAUGAGAAUCCACUCCAGGCUGUCCCUUUUAUCUUCACAGCAUCCCAGUUAACAUCUCUGUUACCAGUUACAAGCAGAAACCAACCCAGGGGUUUAGAACCUCUCUUAUUCCAGUACCCACACUGACAUCUUCUUCCUCUCUAGGUCUGUUUCCAGGGAGGAUUUGCAUUCAUAACCGUUGAGAUCUAUCUAUAGGAACCUUGGCAGGAGGGGAGAGUAUUAUUACACAAGCUCUUAACACAGUAGCCAUCAGCCCAACCAUUUUACCAGUAUUACAAAACCAUUCUUUCUGAUCUGUCUCUGUUCUGUGCAUGUCUGAGAGGUGCUCACUGAUGUGGCUUACAAUGGAAGGCAGCUCCAAGCCUUCCAAGCAGAGCUGGGGGAGAUGUGGGCGACCAACCUGAGCCAGGUGAAUCUGCGACAUCUGGAUUUGCAUGUCUGCUGACAAAUGUGCUGGCUCUACUGGGGAACCCUUGCCUACUUCAGAGUAUUUAACCAAUUUUUCUGCCAUUUGGGUUGCCCCUCGUUCUUUCCCAAGCCACUAAAGCUCAAACUCCUUCAGCUUUUAUUUUGAUAAGUCAUCUCUUUCUAUCACCUCUGCCUGUUGCACCUAAAGGCACUCCAGACUUCAAAUGCAAUGGUGCUAGGUCCUAGAAAGGGGAUAGCCUCUGGUUCCCAUCUAACUAAAACAAGCAGGACUUGUCUUUGUAUUUAUUGAACUUCUGUAGUGGCUUUUACCUUACCUGGCUGACCACAGCUCAUGCACUCCAGCUGCAUUGCACCAAAGCUCCUGUGGCCAACUCUAUAGCUGCAGUCCUGGCCUCAGUACACGCAUUGCUGUGUCCCUCUUGCACACACUGACACAGGCAGAGCCCUGCAGUAUUUUCCUUUAUGAGGCAGAGCCCUGACCUCAGUCACUGCCAUGCAGCCCCACCUGAGUUCACAGGAGCUGUUAACAGUCUCACGGUGCAUCUCCAUUGAGUGCAUCGCAGCAUUUUCGUGUUUCUGUAGCGUAGACAACGACUGCAGCAUCUAUGUAACCAAAACACCUGCUCUCCAGGGUUAUGGCUGUUAUAAUAAAGUACUGAAUGACACAUGCA
Numida meleagris (helmeted guineafowl) is the source of this 3134-nucleotide messenger RNA. It is a transcript of the gene KRT80, whose product is annotated as keratin 80. The transcript is spliced from 9 exons. Gene Ontology annotation, biological process: intermediate filament organization; keratinization. Gene Ontology annotation, cellular component: keratin filament. Gene Ontology annotation, molecular function: structural constituent of skin epidermis. The coding region runs from base 471 to 1931 and encodes 486 amino acids. The record is from RefSeq and is a predicted model, not a curated record. NCBI's taxonomy places the organism in Eukaryota, Metazoa, Chordata, Aves, Galliformes, Numididae.